AUGUCAUUGAGCAACACGACGAACUUGCAAGUUUUUUUACCCCAUGAACAGAUAAAUAAACACGCAUUUAUUGCGGCAGGUGUUCUGCUCGCAAUUAUUGGAUUUUUCGGAUUUUUUCUUAACUUAUUGGUUAUUGUCGUAAUUCUUAAAGAUGCAACCAACAUGUGGACACCUGUUAAUGUUGUACUACUCAACUUGGUGAUGUUAAACAAGAUAUCCUCAUGUAUAUUUAUUAUACUCAUUGAAAGGUGUCUAAGAAUGGCUCUCUUCGGCGAAGAAGAUGUGGAUCUCGGGACAGUGAGGUCAAUCGAAGACUUGCAAAGUAUGAUCAUCCUGAAAGAUUGUGGCGUAGAGGAGAUACUAGUUGACAAAUGUGAAAGAAAUUCUUUGAAAUGGUUUCGGCAUGUUGAUAGAAUGAAAGAUGAACGACUUACGAAACAAGUGUAUCAAGGUAACGUAAAUGGUAGUGUGCCCAGAGGCACACCGCGGAAAGAUGGGUAUGCGUGGCUUAUGUCUACGCUCGGGAUGGCUAGCAUUGGGAAUUUAACGGUCAUGGCAGUAGAAAGAUGGAUGCUUAUUACGAGGCCAAUGAAAGCGUUAACAAUCAGAAAGGCUUGUGUUUUGGUAUCCUGCGUAUGGAUUUAUGCUUUAUCGCUGUCAUUGCCACCCUUACUGGGCUGGGGAAGUUAUGGGCAAGAAGCUGGAAAUAUCUCUUGCAGUGUAUCCUGGGAAAAGCAAGAUCCUAUAACACACAGUGCGAGCUACAUCGCAUAUCUUUUUGCAUUCGGAUUGCUUAUUCCAUUAAUUUUUAUUGGAAGCAGUUACGGUUCAAUCGUCAUCACCUUAAGGACUAUGAGGAGAAGAGUUGGUUCAAGACGAAGGCAAGAAGAAAGAGUCACGAAAAUGGUGGCUCUCAUGAUUGCAGCAUUUCUGAUAGCUUGGACACCAUACGCAAUUGUAUCUCUGGGAGCACAGUAUUUCAAUAUGAAACUGUCGCCUGAGGUUUCGAUGAUGCCAGCAAUUUUGGCAAAAUCUUCUAUUUGCUACAAUCCAAUCAUUUAUGCGGGAUUGAAUACUCAAUUUUUAAAAUCCGUGAAGAGCGUUUUCAGAAUAAGGGGCAAAUCAAGAGCUGAGAACACAAGACCCGAGAGCACAAGAAGAGCUGAAAGUAUCACGGAAUUAACUGUCUCGAAACGCCAAAAUGAAUUGAUAAUUCAUGAAGAAUUGUGUGAAAAAGAAAUAUAACGACAUUCCGAUUUACCAUAAGAAAUAAAAAUUAAAAAAAAGAAGACCUUGUAAAGAAAGACCGAGUGUUGGCGUUUUAUGUGUAUACUAGGGUGGCUUA
Belonocnema kinseyi is the source of this 1345-nucleotide messenger RNA. Its product is annotated as rhodopsin-like. Gene Ontology annotation, cellular component: membrane; photoreceptor outer segment. The record is from RefSeq and is a predicted model, not a curated record. Bases 1 to 1245 code for a protein of 414 amino acids. Gene Ontology annotation, biological process: G protein-coupled receptor signaling pathway. The transcript is spliced from 7 exons. Lineage: Eukaryota; Metazoa; Arthropoda; Insecta; Hymenoptera; Cynipidae. Gene Ontology annotation, molecular function: G protein-coupled receptor activity.